Messenger RNA from Cylicocyclus nassatus, 840 nucleotides. The record is from the annotation of a GenBank genome assembly. NCBI's taxonomy places the organism in Eukaryota, Metazoa, Nematoda, Chromadorea, Rhabditida, Strongylidae.
AUGGCGGGAGCGGCUGGUGCUAUGAUUAUGCGCCGCGCCGAUCUAUCAAUGAGAGCCAGUACGUCUGUCGGUCAGCACAUAACAGCCAAUGCCGAUGAGCUCAUAGCAAACUUCCGGUCCUUCGUGAAGGCUGAAAUCACGACGAUUCCCGAGGAUUUAGGUAAUAUGGAUGAAGUACCGGUGACUUUUGAUAUGCCGGGGCGUUAUACAGUUGAUAUACGCGGAACGCAGGACGUCGGUAUAGCAGGAACUGGUAGCGAGAAAACUAAUUUCACUGUAGUUCUUGGGGUCACGGCCGAUGGCAUUUGCCCGCCUAUGGUGAUCUUCAAACGAAAAUCUGUUCCUAAAGACACACCACCCAGAAUUAUACUUAAGGCCAACGCCCACGGAUGGAUGAACGAGGAACUAAUGCAUGACUGGGUUGAAGAGUGGAUGGGCAGUGAGCAUCCUGCAAAGUCGCCAGAGAAAGCCUUGCUUAUACUUGACGCGGCAUGCUGCCACAUUACGAUGGAGGCAAAGAAAGCCAUUCAGAAGCGAGCGAAAAUUGCUGUCAUGCCAGGAGGGCUUACGAAGUACCUGCAGCCACUAGACAUUUCCGUGAAUAACUCGUUCAAAGCCAAGUUGAGAAACAGAUGGGAAGAAUGGAUGAUAAUGGACGACGCCAAACAUAGCUAUACCAAGCAAGGGCACAUGCGGCAUGCUACAUAUCGAGAAGUUUGCUUAUGGGUAUUGCAAAGCAUUCAGGAAGUCACUGCUCAAUGCAUUAGGAACGGAUUUCGUCGUGCGCUUGAGGAAGGUCAACUUGUUGCGAAUGAAGUAUGGGAAGAUGCCAAUGAAUAG